AUGGCAGUUCUCGUCACCGGCGGUACAGGCAAAACAUCUCUUCAAUUGGCCCACCAUCUUCAGUCCGCCUCCAUCCCUUUCCUUCUCGCUUCUCGAAAAGCCAAAUUGACUGCUCCUGAUGGAAUGCAAGCCAUCAACUUUGAUUAUGCAGAUCCAUCAACUUAUCAGGCUAUCUUUACUCAUUCCUUUCCACACGAUGAAGUCAUCAAAGCCGUGUAUCUAGUGGCUCCAGAAGUUCCAGACCCAGUGCCUGUCAUGAAUGCCUUUAUUGACGUCGCAAUUAAGAAUGGCGUUAAUAGAUUUGUCUUACUAAGUGGUAGCGAUACGGAGAAAGGUGGAGAUGGCCAGUUGGUCAUGGACAAUUUCAUCAUCUGCCCAUAUGUUCAGAGCAUUAAAGAAGAAAACAAAUUCGUUUCCGCAAUGAGCGAUGGCCAAGCUCCAUUUGUAUCAGUGAGUGACAUUGCCAGAGUAGCAAUGGUUGCACUCACUAGCAAGAACCCCCCAGAUCACGACUACAGAGUUCUUGGCCCUGAAUUGCUCAAUUAUGAUGAGAUUGCUGCAAAGUUGAGCAAAAUUUUAGGACGAACAAUUACCCACGUCAAAGUAACAGGUGAAGAGAGAAUACAAAUCUAUGUCAGUAUGGGGUUGCCUGAAGGUCUUGCAUGUUAUUUGACUUCAUUGGAAGUUAUGACUGCAAAUGGCGGGGAAGUGAGACGAAAUGAUGUGGUAGAAAAGAUUGGAGGCCACAAACCUAAAACCUUUGAUGAGUUUGCAGAGGAGAAUAAGAAUCUCUGGAUGUAG
Messenger RNA from Botrytis deweyae, 801 nucleotides. RefSeq lists its product as uncharacterized. NCBI's taxonomy places the organism in Eukaryota, Fungi, Ascomycota, Leotiomycetes, Helotiales, Sclerotiniaceae. The transcript is spliced from 4 exons. The record is from RefSeq and is a predicted model, not a curated record. The coding region runs from base 1 to 801 and encodes 266 amino acids.